Molecule: messenger RNA, 932 nt
Organism: Drosophila willistoni
Lineage: Eukaryota; Metazoa; Arthropoda; Insecta; Diptera; Drosophilidae
Product: probable trehalose-phosphate phosphatase C
Exons: 4
Coding region: 102-932 (276 amino acids)
Biological process (GO): trehalose biosynthetic process
Molecular function (GO): trehalose-phosphatase activity
Source: RefSeq, a predicted model, not a curated record
CGGUCGAGGUACGUCCAGCACGGCGCACAGUGUUUCCGGUAGAUACAAUAUAAAAAGUCUAAUAGAAAAAAUCAAAAGGAAUAUACAUAUAGAUCAAUAAAAUGGCUGAGCAAAAGAAGGCGCCACUUUUGAGAAAGGAAGAGGACUAUGUCAAGGCCCUAGAAGGUUUCAUAACACCCGAUACGGAUCAGGUGGCUUUGCUGCUCGAUUACGAUGGCACAUUGGCUCCCCUUACCGAGGAGUUGUCCGUAAUGCCAAAGGAUACGGAAAUCAAUAUCAAAAAAUUGGCUGCCAAUGACAAAAUCUUCAUGGUUGUCUUCUCUGGCCGUGAAUUGAGUGAAAUCAAAAAUCAUUUGAAAUUCCCCAAUGUUACCUAUGCCGGUAAUCAUGGUCUGGAAGUUGAGUAUCCCUCGGGAAAGAAAUUCAAAAUUGAAAUGCCCGAAGAAUUGCUCGAAAAGCACAACAAAUUGGUAUCCGAGCUGAAAGAGAAGGUUGUCUGCUCUGGCGCCUGGGUUGAGGAUAAGAAAAUCUCAGUGACCUAUCAUUAUAAGGGUGUUACCGAUAAACUAAAGGCCAAAUUGAUUGCCGAGGCCAAGGGUUUGAUUCAGGCUCAUGGUUUCCAAUUGAUUGAGACUCCCUAUGCCCUGGAGGGCAAGCCACGCGUCAACUGGGACAAAGGUGAGGGUGCCAAAAUGAUUUUGGAGAAACAAUUCGAUGCCGAUUGGGCAAAGAACUUGAAAAUCAUCUAUGUGGGCGAUGAUACCACCGAUGAGGAUGCCAUCAAGGUUCUGCAUGGCAUUGGCAAGACUUUCCGUGUCUCGGAGCUGCCCACAUUGAAGACCUAUGCCAACUACCAGAUCAAGACAGUCGAGGAGGUUGGAUGGCUGCUGAAAGCCGUGCAGGCCUACUACGAGAAGAAGAAGAAGGUCUAA